AUGAGCUUUCACUUCAUAUUCCUGCCCUGUGUCAUAUUUCUUGCCACAAUAGUUGGUUUAUUCGGAAAUCUCAGUUUGAUUUAUGCAGUUGUCAAAUACAAAAAUCUUCACACCAAACACGGGAUGCUGUUGGGCUUUCUGUGUAUAUAUGAUUGCGUCGGGUUGGCAUAUGAGAGUUUGAGCGCAGUGCAGAUGAUCACCAAUUCGUCAGUGAUGAAGCGAUCGGAUUGUUUUCGUUACCUCUCACCCUACAUAGCUACGUUGACCAUGCAAGCCGUCAUGAUGAUAGCGCUGCCUGUCGACAUCCUGUUUUCCCUUGUCGCGCCGAUUACCCAUCGAUUAAUGCGAUACGACAUCUACGGUUUUCUGAUUCAUGUUCCAUGUGUAUUCACUGCAUCAUGCUUCAUCGUUAGUGGCGCAGUUCUUAUGGAUGAUGAAGUUAUACUGGCUUGCAACCCACCAUUGGGCUUACCAGAUCGUGUGUCAGAGAUAUGGAACCUCACCACAAUGGGCACGAAUGUUAUGGUCAUUAUCGCUUAUGCUCUCGUCGUUUUCUGGCUAUUCAAC
This is a messenger RNA of Ostertagia ostertagi, 567 nucleotides long. NCBI's taxonomy places the organism in Eukaryota, Metazoa, Nematoda, Chromadorea, Rhabditida, Trichostrongylidae. The record is from the annotation of a GenBank genome assembly.